AUGGAGCAAUUACAUGAGGUCUCAAACGUGCAGUUUGGUAAAUCAACCAAGAAGAGGAAACGUAUGCCCAAUGAACUUAAUUGGACAAAAAAAUGUAUCUUCUUUGAGCUUCCUUACUGGUUAGAUUUGGGAUUGCGACAUAACUUGGACGUCAUGCAUAUUGAAAAAAAUAUUUGUGAUUCAAUCCUGGGAACCUUGAUGAAUAUUGAAGGCAAAAGUAAGGACACCGCCAAUGCGUGUAGGGAUUUGGAAGAUCUUGGACUAAGAAAAGAAUUACAUUUACGGCAUGAUGGUAAUCAUACUUCUAUGAGUCUUGCAUGUUAUAUGUUAAAUGUAACUGAGCGAAGGAGUUUUUGUGCACGUCUUUCAGAAGUCAAAUUUCCAGAUGGUUUUGCCUCAAAUAUUGCCCGGUGUGUCAACAUUACUGAAGGAAAAAUCAUAGGGAUGAAGAGCCAUGAUUGUCAUAUCUUUAUGCAAUAUUUGUUGCCAGUUGUUAUUGGUGGGUACCUACGACCCGAUAUUAGGGGAGCUUUAAUCGAGUUCUGCUCAUUUUUCAAAGAAUUAUGUUCACGAACACUAGACAUAACAGUGUUGGAACGGCUUCAAGCUAAUAUCCCCAUCAUUCUUUGCAAAUUAGAAAUGAUAUUCCCACCUGCAUUUUUUGAUAUCAUGGUGCAUCUUGCCAUUCAUCUGCCAGAUGAGGCAUUGCUAGCAGGACCUGUUCAGUAUAGGUGGAUGUACCCUUUCGAGAGGUAUCUGGGUAAGUUCAAGCGAUAUGUCCGCAACAGAGCCCGUCCAGAAGGCUCAAUUGCUGAGGCAUAUGUUCAUGUCGAGUGCCUGACGUUUUGCUCUAUGUACCUUAAUGAUAUCGAGACUAGAUAUAACCGGGAGGAACGGAACAUUGACUUGGUUGGCCUCUCGAGAGGCAAGUUUAUCGGUUUUCUCCCAAAAAGUGCGCCCGUUAGGGGCAGCAAGAAUGGAAAAAUUACCCGAUGCACUUUUUUCCAAGGCCGAGUGAUUGCCGAGUUGCAUGCGAAGACUCCCCCUGAGGUGACCGAUGACAUAUAUGCAUUAGCAUGUGGUCCAGAUCCACUAGUUGCAUCAUAUGCUGGCUGUAUAAUGAAUGGAAUUCGGUUUCACACGAAUGAUCUCGAAGGGCGUCGCCGCACCCAAAAUAGUGGGGUUGUUGUUCAUGCCGACCAUGAAGGAUUGCCAAUUGACUUCUACGGUGUGUUGCAGGACAUCAUAGAAUUACGCUAUAUGGGUUGGCGUAAGUGUUUUUUGUUUAAAUGUGAUUGGUGGGACAUUGGCGACACGAGAAGGGGGAUACACAUUGGAGAUCACUUCACGAGUGUCAACACUUCUAGGCAAUGGUAUAAAGAUGAGCCUUUCGCUCUAGCAUGCCAAGCGUUGCAAGUGUUUUACAUAAAAGACCCGACUUUGGGGGGAAGUUGGCACGCAGUACACAAGAUAACAAAUAGGAAUGUUUACAAUAUUCCCCACAAGACCUCGGACUUGCAUGAACUUGAUGAUGAAUUGCACGUUGUUGAAACAGAAGACGAUAGUGACACUGAUGUUAGGAACUAUGGUAAUGUUAAUGAAACUAACCCAGGCAUGCUCAAUCCAUUGACCAGAGUAAAUGAAGACCACUUGCCCGUUGAUGACGCCACAUUGUCACCAGAGCAAUUGGCUGAAGAAAGUGCUGAUGAGGCCUUCACUGAUGAUGAAAACAUUAACAGCGUGUUUUGGAUGGAGAACAUAGAUGAGGGGGAUGGCGAUGGUACUGAAUAA
Messenger RNA from Juglans regia (Persian walnut), 1791 nucleotides. RefSeq lists its product as uncharacterized. NCBI's taxonomy places the organism in Eukaryota, Viridiplantae, Streptophyta, Magnoliopsida, Fagales, Juglandaceae. The record is from RefSeq and is a predicted model, not a curated record. The transcript is spliced from 2 exons. The coding region runs from base 1 to 1791 and encodes 596 amino acids.